Molecule: messenger RNA, 4342 nt
Organism: Aspergillus novofumigatus IBT 16806
Lineage: Eukaryota; Fungi; Ascomycota; Eurotiomycetes; Eurotiales; Aspergillaceae
Product: ABC drug exporter AbcA
Exons: 10
Coding region: 1-4206 (1401 amino acids)
Biological process (GO): transmembrane transport
Cellular component (GO): membrane
Molecular function (GO): ATP binding; ABC-type transporter activity; ATP hydrolysis activity
Source: RefSeq, a predicted model, not a curated record
AUGAAUGGAGACCAUGAGGCCUCCAGUUCCAGUGUGGAGAAGAGGGAAGCGGAGGUUCAUCAGCUGGCCAGACAGUACACAGAGCAGAGCAACUAUUCCACGGCGGGACAAAACCCCUUUGCUGCGGAGGCAGGAUCGCCCCUGGACCCCAAUGGCGAGCACUUCAAUGCUCGGGCGUGGUGCAAGGCCAUGCUGCAGACGCACACCGGGGACAAGCAGGCACAUCCGCUGCGAACCUUGGGGGUCGCCUUCAGCAAUCUGAACGUGCAUGGUUUCGGUUCCGACACUUAUUACCAGAAAAGCGUCGGCAAUGUCUGGUUAGAGGCACUCAGUCUGGCAAGCAAAGCGCUCGGUCAAAAGCAGCGCAAAAUUCAGAUUUUGCAGAACAUGGAAGGAUUGGUGGAGGCUGGAGAGAUGCUGGUGGUUCUUGGACCGCCUGGAUCCGGGUGCUCGACUUUCUUGAAGACUAUUGCUGGAGAGACUUACGGCCUUCAUGUUGAUAAAAACUCAAACAUCAAUUUCCAAGGCAACGCGAAACAAAUGGCCUGCGAGUUCAGAGGAGAAGCCAUCUACACCGCGGAGGUCGAUGUCCACUUCCCCAAGCUCACUGUUGGAGAUACCCUUUAUUUCGCUGCGCGCGCCCGAGCACCACGACACAUCCCUGGGGGCCACAUGCGAGAUGUGAUCAUGGCCAUGUUUGGUGUUAGCCAUACGAGGAACACAGUUGUAGGAAACGACUUCAUUCGCGGUGUGUCUGGUGGAGAGCGCAAGCGGGUUAGUAUCGCUGAAGCUUGCCUCAGCAAUGCACCGCUGCAAUGCUGGGACAAUUCUACUCGUGGUCUUGACAGUGCGAAUGCCAUCGAGUUCUGCAAAACGUUGCGCAUGCAGGCAGAUAUUAAUGGCGCCACAGCCUGUGUCUCUCUAUACCAAGCUCCUCAGGCCGCUUACGACUAUUUUGAUAAGGCCCUGGUUCUAUACGAAGGUCGCGAGAUCUACUUUGGUCGCACAUCCAUGGCGAAGCAGUACUUCCUUGAUAUGGGCUUCGUCUGCCCUGACCGACAAACUGAUGCGGACUUUCUCACCUCUAUGACUAGCCACCUUGAGCGUGUUGUUCAGCCAGGUUAUGAAGGCCGCGUACCUCGAACACCUGACGAGUUUGCUGCGCGAUGGAAGGCCUCACCACAGCGAGCACAGCUUAUGCAAGACAUCAAGAGGUAUAAUGCAAAGUUCGCACUGGGUGGUGAAUACCUGGAUAAGUUAAAGCAAUCUCGACGAGCUCAGCAAGCCAAGGCUCAGCGUGUAUCAUCACCCUACAUUCUUUCCUAUGUACAACAGGUGAAAUUGUGCCUGUGGCGCGGGUAUCAACGAUUGAAGGCUGACCCCAGCGUCACAAUCUCUUCAUUAUUCGGAAAUACUAUCAUGUCCCUUGUUAUCGCCAGUAUAUUCUACAACCUCAAGGCUGACACAAGCACCUUCUUUCAGCGCGGUGCUCUUCUCUUCUUUGCUGUGCUUAUGAACGCCCUUGGAUGCGGCCUUGAAAUGCUGACUCUAUACGCGCAACGAGGGAUCAUAGAGAAGCACUCCCGAUAUGCUCUCUACCACCCAUCUGCUGAAGCGUUUUCGUCAAUGAUAAUGGAUUUGCCCUACAAGUUUCUCAACGCUAUUACAUCUAAUAUAGUUCUGUACUUCAUGACCAACUUGAGGAGAGAACCAGGUGCUUUCUUCUUCUUUGUCUUCACCUCGUUCGUCUUGACUCUGACCAUGUCCAUGUUCUUCCGGUCUAUGGCAUCGCUAUCAAGAUCCCUUGUCCAAGCUCUGCCCUUCUCCGCUGUUCUACUUCUCGGUCUCAUCAUGUAUACUGGGUUCGCUACCCCAACAGGGUAUAUGCUUGGAUGGGCUCGCUGGAUUGCCUACAUCAAUCCUAUCAGCUAUGGCUUUGAGUCCCUACUGAUCAAUGAGUUCCACAGCCGCGACUUCCCGUGCAUGAACUAUAUCCCAACGGGUCCUGGCUAUACGGAUCUCGGGCUUAACAACCGUGUUUGCUCCACCGUCGGAUCAGUGCCUGGACAACCCUUUGUCAAUGGCGAUGCCUACAUUGAGUCAGCAUAUAGCUAUACCGCGUCGCACAAAUGGAGAAACAUCGGUGUCAUAUUCGCCUACAUGUUCCUGCUUGGGGCCGUCUAUCUCGUUGCUACUGACUUCAUCACUGAGAAGAGGCCGAAGGGCGAGAUCCUAGUUUUUCCUCGUGGACACAAAGCUCUGAAGAAGGGCAAGCCAGAUGAAGAUCUUGAAGGGGUGGAGGAGACUGGCUCAGAUGGCCUUGCCAUUAUUGAACGCCAGACCGCGAUCUUCCAGUGGAAGGAUGUGUGCUUUGAUAUCAAGAUUGAAAAAGAGACUCGUAGGAUUCUUGACCACGUUGACGGAUGGGUCAAACCGGGAACCUUGACGGCGCUUAUGGGUGUUUCUGGUGCGGGAAAGACCACGCUCUUGGAUGUCCUGGCUACGCGCACCACUAUGGGGAUUAUCAGUGGAGAAAUGCUCGUCGAUGGUCAACCGCGUGAUGAAUCCUUCCAACAUCUGCAUCUGAGUACUGCUACAGUGCGCGAGGCACUUGAAUUCUCUGCUCUUCUACAGAAGAUUGACUACGUGACAGAAGUGAUUAAGCUUCUUGACAUGACUGAGUACGCUGAUGCUGUUAUUGGCCAACAGCUUGCGGCCAGGCCCCAACUUCUCCUUUUCCUGGACGAACCGACCUCAGGACUUGAUUCCCAAACAUCCUGGGCUAUCCUUGAUCUCCUUGAUAAGCUGAAGAAGAACGGCCAGGCUAUUUUGUGUACCAUCCAUCAACCAUCUGCCAUGCUGUUCCAGCGCUUUGAUCGUCUCCUCUUCCUUCAAGCUGGUGGCCGUACGGUCUACUUUGGAGAAGUCGGCCAGAACUCGCAAAUACUGAUUGACUACUUCGUCCGUAACGGUGGCCCUCCAUGUCCUCCAGCCGCCAAUCCCGCCGAAUGGAUGCUCGACGUGAUCGGUGCCGCUCCUGGAUCUCACACUAGCAUCAACUGGUUCGAGACCUGGCGUAAAUCUCCCGAAUAUGCACGAGUCCAAGAGCACCUUGCUGAACUGAAACACGAACGUCCGCAACAACAACAAACCAACCUGUUCCGCACCACAUCCAGUCAAAAGCGCGAAGACAAAGCCAGCUACCGCGAAUUCGCUGCUCCCUUCUGGGUCCAGCUCUGCGAAGUCCAAGUACGAGUCUUCCAGCAAAUCUGGCGGUCACCCACCUACAUCUACUCCAAGACCGCUCUCUGCGUGUUAUCCGCUCUCUUCGUCGGCUUCUCCCUCUUCCACACUCCCAACACCAUCCAAGGCCUCCAGAAUCAAAUGUUCGGCAUCUUCAUACUCCUUACCCUCUUCGGCCAACUCAUCCAACAAAUCAUGCCGCAUUUCGUCGCCCAGCGCGCGCUAUACGAAGUCCGCGAACGACCCGCAAAGACUUACUCCUGGAAAGCCUUCAUCAUCUCCAGCAUCGUUGUUGAACUCCCCUGGAACUCGCUUAUGUCCGUCUUUAUGUUCCUGUGCUGGUACUACCCGAUUGGUCUGUACCGCAACGCCGAACCAACAGAUGCGGUGAACCUGCGGGGCACACAAAUGUGGCUGAUGGUCUGGACCUUCCUUCUCUUCUCGUCCACCUUUGCACAUUUGAUGAUCGCGGCGUUCGACGCCGCCGAGAACGCCGGAAACCUAGGCAACCUGCUCUUCCUGCUUUGUCUGCUUUUCUGCGGCGUUCUGGCGACACCAGAGCAGCUCCCAGGGUUCUGGAUCUUCAUGUAUCGCGUUUCGCCGUUUACGUACCUGGUCAGCGGGAUGUUGUCGGUGGGCAUAUCGAAUACGAACGUAACCUGCGCAGACAAUGAGUAUCUGCGCUUUGACCCAGUUAAUGGGACUUGCGGCCAGUAUAUGGAUUCAUACAUGUCGAAUAUGGGUGGGUAUCUUGGAGACGAAAUGGCGACUUCUAACUGCAGCUUCUGCCCGAUCAAGGAGACAAACGUGUUCCUUAGUAGCGUUUCGUCGAGUUACUCGGAUAUCCGGAGGAACUUUGGGCUCAUGUGGGUAUUUAUUGUUUUCAAUAUCUUUGCAGCUUGUUUGUUGUACUGGUGGGUUCGUGUUCCAAGAGUCAAGAAGCCAGUCGCUAAGACCGAGUGAGCGUUGUUUGUGUUAGUCGUUUUCUAUUUUCAUACAUAUUUCAUAGGCUCUGCUUGCUCUUCUGUUGCGAUAUCUUCCCUGGAAUUAAAUAUACUGAUUCUCUGCCCAAUAUUAUCAGAAAACAACUUGUUGCAGG